Molecule: messenger RNA, 1894 nt
Organism: Lolium rigidum
Lineage: Eukaryota; Viridiplantae; Streptophyta; Magnoliopsida; Poales; Poaceae
Exons: 11
Coding region: 1-1575 (524 amino acids)
Molecular function (GO): protein binding
Source: RefSeq, a predicted model, not a curated record
AUGCCGCUUCCCGGCACACAAGAGGACGACGCAUCGGGAUCCAGGUCGAGGGCAAGAAGGCGGCUGAAGGAAUCCACAUCAACACCUCCUGUACUCCGCCUUGGCAGCGCACCCGCAGCAACGCCGACGUCUGGAACCCGGUUGGGAAGAACAAAAAGGAGUGCUGCGGCAAGGAAGAAAAAAUCCAGGAGGGGAAAGAAGAGGAUCCGCGGGGAGCGAGAAGAGGAGGAAAGAGAAGCGAAAAAGAGAGAUACGGGGAGGGAGGAGGAGGAGGAAGAGGUGGUGGUUUCAUCUGCCCCCAGCUCGCCACUUUGCGAGCCAUACCUCCCUGGUGACGGGGUGAUAUAUAGCAGAAUUUACCAUCCGGAGAUAUACAAGGCCUUUGACGCUGAAAAAUCCAGUUACCGGCAAAAAUUAGCUGCCCAGUUUGAUCUGCCCACCCUUGAGUUCUUCACAGCUUCCACAUGCCUGUCUGCUGAUCCUAAACUUCUUCCUGGACGUGAAUCUGGAAGAGAAGCAGUGCUUCGUUCUGCUCAUUAUGUCCUGGGGCUUUCAUCCUUUGUUAAUAAUACACUGCUAAGAAGGUGCUCUGGAUUCUGGAUUGAACGGGAUGAAAAGAAAAACACCGGCAUUGUUUUGACAACAGCACAUCUAAUACGCUCAAACUGCCCGUCUAUGGACCACUGGUUAGGCCAAGAUGAGUAUUCCGCUGAGGCUAAGGUUGUUAUUCACUUAUUAGAUGACACCACUGCAGAGGGCCAAUUGAUUUACCUCCAGAAGCAUUAUGAUCUCGCUUUUUUUAGGGUUGGAGUGGAUCAAUCUCUUCAGCUACCUGUACCUGAUUUUAGUAAUAGUGUGGAAUGUGCUCAAGAAGUUUUCCAGCUUGGGAGAGAUGAAAAAAUGAAUCUCAGGAUAACUCAUGGCAGGGCAGAAUAUUUGAAUCCAACUAUCUAUGAUCGCUAUCAUUACAUGUACCUUUCUCGCAAAGAUGUGGACAAUGAGUUUGAUGAUGGAGGACCAGUCAUUGACUUCGAUUCAAAUGUCGUGGGCAUAGUGAAUAAUUCUACCGACGGGUCUUUUAUACCUUCUUCGAUUCUACUUAAGUGCUUGGAUCUGUGGAGGACUCAUGGGUCCAUCCCGCGUCCCCACCUUGGGUUGAAGUUCUUCGCCAUCAAGCUUUUAGACCCUGCUCAUAUUGAGAAGAUACGGCGCAAGUUUAAUAUUGAUCGCGGUCUUAUUGUUCAAGAGGUCUCAAAAGAAUCGCAUGCGGAGAAACUUGGAAUCCGAAUGGGCGAUGUUAUUGAAUGUUUUGAGGGAGAAAACAUUUCUACUACAGUUGAGUUGGAGAACAUGUUACUGGACUUAUCCAAGGGCCAUUUUGCCAAUGGAAAUGACAGUCAUGCAAAUAUAAAUGUUUCGAUUGGGGUGUUCAAUGCUCGUAAAAGACUCUGGAGGACUAGAGAGUUGACUGUAAAUGUUUCUGAUCAAGGGGAAAUUGUUGCAAAAGCUACUCGUCCUUUCAAUAUUGAAGGGAUUUCUGCUUCGGUGCCACCUGACCUAGUUGCUUCAGGAUAAACCGAGUCGCAAUGUGUUUUGCCAAGUUCAGCCUUUUGCAACAGAUACCUAUUUUGCUAUGCUCUUGAACUAUAUGCCGUGCUCUAACCAUCAUGCACGGUCAUCAAUUUUCUUCAAGGAGUAUGAUGGAAGCCAAGGGUUUUUAACUGAUGAUAUCUAUGUUAGCGAGUUUGGUUGAAAUUGCUCAACAGAAGAAUACGUUUAUGUUUGCUUCAAGACCAACGUUGUACAUAUAACUUCUGAAUUGCUGUUAUGUUCACCAACUGUUGAAGAAAGUAUCUAAGCAUGGAGGGAAGCUUCAUGUUCAUCAUUUUGGGUG